Artibeus jamaicensis (Jamaican fruit-eating bat) is the source of this 3652-nucleotide messenger RNA. It is a transcript of the gene SLC26A1, whose product is annotated as solute carrier family 26 member 1. The transcript has 3 exons. Bases 1 to 1440 code for a protein of 479 amino acids. Gene Ontology annotation, biological process: transmembrane transport. NCBI's taxonomy places the organism in Eukaryota, Metazoa, Chordata, Mammalia, Chiroptera, Phyllostomidae. Gene Ontology annotation, cellular component: membrane. The record is from RefSeq and is a predicted model, not a curated record. Gene Ontology annotation, molecular function: secondary active sulfate transmembrane transporter activity; chloride transmembrane transporter activity; oxalate transmembrane transporter activity.
AUGGAAGCGUCCUCUGAGCAGCAGGGGGGUGGACCGGUGCUGGUCCGCCGGCGUACCCCAGCACCCCCCGGCUGGUGUGAGAGGCUGAAGGCCAGGCUGUGGUGGAGCUGUGAGUGCAGCAGGCAGGGGGCCUGGGGGCUGGUGCAGGACCUGCUGCCCGCCACACACUGGCUGUGCAGGUACCGGCUACGGGAGGACCUGGCUGGGGAUGUCAUGUCCGGACUGGUCAUCGGCAUCAUCCUGGUGCCCCAGGCCAUCGCCUACUCGCUGCUGGCCGGGCUGCAGCCCAUCUACAGCCUCUACACAUCUUUCUUCGCGAACCUCAUCUACUUCCUUAUGGGCACCUCCCGCCACGUCUCUGUGGGCAUCUUCAGCCUGCUCUGCCUCAUGGUGGGGCAGGUGGUGGACCGUGAGCUCCUGUUAGCCGGCUUCGACCCUGCCCAGGACGGCCCAGGGCCUGGGGACAACAGCAGCGCCCUCAACGCUUCAGCUACCACGCCGGCCCUUGGGCUGCAGGACUGUGGACGUGACUGCUACGCCAUCAGAGUUGCCACUGCCCUCACUCUGGUGGCCGGGAUUUACCAGGUGCUCCUGGGCGUCCUCCGGCUUGGCUUCGCGUCUGCCUUCCUCUCACAGCCGCUGCUCGACGGCUUCGCCAUGGGGGCCUCGCUGACCAUCCUGACCUCCCAGCUGAAACACCUGCUGGGCGUGCGGGUCCCCCGGCACCAGGGGCCGGGCGUGGUGGUCCGCACGUGGCUGAGCCUGCUGCGCAAUGCCGGGCAGGCCAACCUGUGUGACGUGCUCACGAGUGCCGUGUGCCUGGCCGUGCUGCUGGCCUCCAAGGAGCUCUCGGACCGCUGCCAGCACCGCCUGAAGGUGCCGCUGCCCACGGAACUGCUGGUCAUCGUGGUGGCCACACUCGUGUCCCACCUCGGGCAGCUCCAUGCACACUUUGGCUCCAGUGUGGCCGGUGACAUCCCCACUGGCUUCAUGGCCCCGCGGGCACCGGACCCGGGGCUGAUGUGGCGCGUGGCACUGGAUGCUGUGCCCCUGGCCCUCGUGAGCUCCACCUUCUCCAUCUCGCUGGCAGAGAUGUUUGCCCGUAGCCACAGCUACUCCGUGCGAGCUGACCAGGAGCUGCUGGCCGUGGGCUGCUGCAACGUGCUGCCCGCUUUCUUCCACUGCUUUGCCACCAGUGCUGCCCUGGCCAAGAGUCUGGUGAAGACGGCCACUGGCUGCCGCACGCAGCUGUCCAGCGUGGUCAGUGCCGCGGUGGUGCUGCUGGUGCUGCUAGCGCUGGCACCCUUGUUCCGGGACCUGCAGCGGAGCGUGUUGGCCUGCGUCAUCGUCGUCAGCCUGCGGGGCGCCCUGCGCAAGGUUGGUGACACAACAGUAUUCCAAGAAGUAGGGACCAGCAGCAGAACCAGGAAGUGGUGGUGAAGCUCGGAGACCAGCUGCCCGGAAGGCCGGCCACCCCCCCACCCCCACCCCCACGCAGCAGUGGCGGCUGACCUCAACGUCCUGCGGGAAAAUGACUGCAAACCUGGAAUUCUAAAUCCGGCAGAAAGUGAGCUUUCACAAACGGAGGUCCAGAAGACCUUCAGAGAAACAAACUCUGAGAACACUUGUCACAAAGGAAAUAGUGAACAGUGUCUUUUCGGGGGCCACUGACUGCCACAGCCUGGGGGCCGGAGGGAAGGGGGCACGAGAGAAAGUCUGGGGAGGAGAGACUUGGAAACCAAUAACAAUGAUGUCGCGUGAACUUACAGUACAUCCGGGGAACUAAAACGUAUGACAAUGGCGUGGAAGUUGAGGGGAGGGGAUGGAGUGUGACCCACGGGCCACAGCCAAGACCUGUGAGUCUGACCUUAGCUGGUGAAGGGACUUUGCAGGUGUGAGUAAGUUAAGGAUCUUGAGACUGGAAGAUCAUCCUGGAUUAUCCUCCGAGUGGCUCUAGAUGUCUGUGAGGGGGAGGCUGAGGGGUGCUGGCCUCGGCAGACACACUUGGAGGUGGCUCUGAUGUUUGUGGUGGGGGUUUGUCCUGGUCAGCAGAGCCAGACAGCAGCGCAGAACUGGCUGUUGUGAAGGGGGCAUCCAUGCCCACGGCCCCCGGGAAACGGGCAGCGCCUCUCCCCGGGACAGGCCUGUGCACAGCAGCGUGUCUUUCCCCCUCGCUCCUCUUGUCAACAAAGUGUUGUUUUUUCUCUUAAAGCCUGGCUUGUGUCUCUAGACAGGUGACACCAUUUUCCUCCGUCCCCCACCCCCCAUCUGUCUGUCUGCCCCUGACUGUGCUGACUGCAACUGCUUAUUCUGUCUUUGUGACUCUUGGGGCCUUGGUCUGGGAGACACUGCCCCUCCCGGGCCUGCCCCCUGGCCCUGAGCACCAGCGAUGGCAAAGAGAGCCACCCAGCGCCCACUCCACCAGCUCUCCACCUCACCCUCGGACACCAAGCCAGAUGCUGGACAGGGAGGGAGCCGUCCCUGCAGGCCAGGCUGCUGAGUGUGCUCACCCCCGAGAGGGCCCCCCUCGGGGCUGGGGCCACACUCUCCUGGCUCCUGCUCUGCCUCCUGGCCCAGACUGGGGCUUCGCCACACGCCCCUGUGGUCCGUGGCACCUCCUUCUGCUGGGACAUGUAAGCGACCAGUUGUUCCUUCAGAGGCAGGUGUCGUGGUCCCUGUCACCUCACCACACCUGACCAGAUUCAUUAGAACAAAUCCUGGGCCAAGACUCGAGAACACAGACGCCUUGCUGCUGCUCUGAUGCUGGGGCAGGCCCUGUGCAGGACUGCAGGGGGCCAGACAAGGCCUGCACUCGGCUUCUGGGGGACCUGGCCCUGCCCACACCUGGAACAUAGAGGGUGUGUGCUGUCCUGGACAGGCCCCGAGGCCAGAGCAGGGAGACAGCAUGGCACUGGGUGCCUGGGGGACACAGCAGACCCACAUGGUGGCAUUCACAAAGGGCCUUCACCAUGGGGUCACGUGGUUCUGUAAACUUUGCUAAACUAAGAUAUGGUGACCCUGGACGUCUCCACACUGUCCUGGGUUGCCUCUGUCCCACUUCCCCUCUUGCUGGGGGGCACUGGGGAGGUGACGACACUUUCGGGAUCUGGCCAAGGGGAAGUCCAGUCGUGGAAACACUGGGGUUAGCCGGGUGUAUUUACAUUGCCUGCGGUUACUUGUCUACAUCGAGAAGUUAAUGCCAGACAUGCCAGUUCAUCCAGGGGCAUGCAUGGCAAUUAACCAAGAGGAGCGAGUCACACAAAGUGCUGGAUGCUGCUGACUUGACCGGAUGGCACUGACAAGACAACCUGGAACCUCACAGCCAUGUGACAAGCACACGGUGGAAGAAGGCCAUCCGAUCAGUAGGGGCGUCUUAGAUUAGCACAGCACGGGAAAGUGCACCCAGCACUUUCCAGCUGGCCAGUGGAAGACUGGCCAGCAUUCUCUCCUAACGAGACAGCAGUCCUAAUGGUGGGUGUGGCAGAGCCGGGGAUGAGCAGCGCAGAGGGAGCCUCUGCAAACAGGCAUCUUGAUUGAUUUUCCAAUCGGCUGGGUCAGUGGGGCUCAAUGAUCUUUCUCUUUUCUCCCUGAAAAAUGAUAUUAUGAAAUCAUUGUAAAAAGAGACAACAUGAAAUGUAUUUCUUAUUUUGUG